Messenger RNA from Lepisosteus oculatus (spotted gar), 1489 nucleotides. RefSeq names its product HIG1 hypoxia inducible domain family, member 2A (gene higd2a). Gene Ontology annotation, cellular component: mitochondrion. Lineage: Eukaryota; Metazoa; Chordata; Actinopteri; Semionotiformes; Lepisosteidae. Gene Ontology annotation, biological process: mitochondrial respirasome assembly. The record is from RefSeq and is a predicted model, not a curated record.
CGUGACGUGACCGAGCUUCUUCCGGAAAGCAAACAUGGCUGCUGCCACAACGCCUGUAGGGCAAACUCAGGUUUCUGAGACAGUUCAUUCUGGAUCUGUGGGGUUCGACUUGACUAAACCCCCUGUAAUCGAAGGAUUUGCUCCUGCUCCUAGGCCCAGAGAGGAAGGGUUCAAAGCCAAGUUUAUCAGAAAAACUAAGGAAAACCCGUUUGUGCCCAUAGGCUGUCUGGGCACGGCUGGAGCCCUCACCUAUGGACUCAUUGCCUUCAAGCGUGGCAAGACCCGCCAGUCCCAGCUGCUGAUGCGGACGCGGAUAUUCGCCCAGGGAUUCACUGUGGUCGCGAUCCUGGUGGGCGUGGCAGCCACCGCGCUGAAGUCCAGGAAGUGAGCAGAGGGGUCCUGACAGAGCAGAGGAAGAGGAGGGUGUGGUUACAGUUUUCUGGCUGGCAUUUCCCACUUCAGAGAACAACUCCUGACGGGGAACAAUCAAACACGAUAUUUUGGUUUUGGCUUGGUUGAAUGUAGCAUCUCAACUGAGUGCUGUGAACAUCUUCAUUUCACAAACAACAUUCGUAUCACUAUCUGAAAAGCGCCAUAUGAAAAAGCAGCAUGACUUUUUAGCGCCUUAUUUUGCCAUAAUGACUGGGGCUCCGGUUUCUGCGUUGCUCCCGCAAUAUCUACAUACAGUAAGAUUUCAGUCCAACAAAAUGUUGAGUAUUUUUAAAAUGAAAGGGAAAAGAAGCAUUAAUUAAAUAUAGUAAGUUUCAAGUCAUUUAACUAUAAAAAUACUUGAGAUUGAAGACGUUUGUGGGGAAAAUGUGGGAGUGGAAUUAAUUUAGCGAUCAUGUGCAUGUAAUUGAACACGCUAUUACUAUGUGGGUUAAGGUUUAAUAUAAACUGCUGCAGCAGGUAGAUAUACAAAUUGCAUUAUACAAGUAACUUAAGCCCUCCUUAAAAGCAUAGUCGGGUUUGUAACUACCCAAGUCAAUUUCUAUAUGUUUUUGUAUUGUGCCUGGGAAGUUAGUUUUGAAAGUUACAUCUAAGUCACAAAUUUUAAGAUUAUUUGUAAAAUAUUUCUACAGCCAAAAAAAUGCAUUUUGGGGUUAUUUCACUGAAUGUUCUCCAUACCAUUCUGGCUGCAUUUUUCUACCAGACACUUUAUUCACUAUUUAUUUUUUCUUCUGUGUUCCCUUGCCUUAACAUUUACCAUAGGUUAUUUCCCAGCAACUAUAAACCUAAAUCACAUGUGUGAACAGCAACAAAUAUUAAUCUGACAAAGCACUGAAGGGAACUUCUAGGAACUUUUGUAUCACACAUACCUCAGUGUAUAAGACAUGGUGUAUGUACUGCCUGUAAUGCUCAGUCUGUUCUAUAUUUGCAGUUCAUAGACAGCUGUAAAUAGUGCUGUAGGCAGGAAUUUGUGAAUACACGGAUGAUAAUGUUGUAAACUCAGAUUUCUACAACAAUAAAAAAAUUUUGGUGGAAUAUA